AGGAGUGGAGAGGAGUCAGCUAUACGUCUAAGAAAGCUUUGACUCUUGUUCAAUUAUUAUUAAUCAAAACAGCUAUAGUUAUUCAUAUAGCUAUAUUUAGAACUAAAGAGCUUAAAUAAAUUUUUCACGUUUCUCGCUUGUAUUUCGUGCAUCAGCCAUGUCUUCUCAGGACUUCGCUGGAAAAUCUGCUAUCGUGACAGGCGCUAGCUCUGGCAUAGGAGAGUCCAUAGCUCUGUUGCUUGCACAGCGGGGUGCGAUGGUCACUCUGUGUGGGAGGGAUGAGGAGAGGCUCCAAAGAGUCCAAGGGAAAUGCCAAGAAGCAAGCGGAGGUAACUCAGAUAGGUUUAUAACUGUCCAAGGUGACCUCAACGACAAGGCGGUACGGGACAGAAUUCUGGAGGAGACGAUCGCCAAGUUUGGGAAGCUGGAUGUUCUCAUAGCAAACGCUGGCGCGAGUCCUAAAACAAAUAUUGACAGCGACACGGAAGAAUUGUUUGAUUUCAUCUUCAGCACCAACCUCAAAUCGUCCUACUUUCUAAUUCAAGGAUCGCUUCCUCUGUUGGAGAAAACCAAAGGCAACAUCGUGUGUGUGUCGUCUAUCGUGUCCACUAUGCCAGCAUUGUGGAAUCAGCUGUACCAGAUGGCAAAGGCCGGCAUGGACCAGCUUGUGCGUGCUCUCGCUCUCUCACAAGGACCCAAAGGUAUCCGUGUGAACGCCAUCAACCCGACCUUAGUCUACACCAGGAUUCACGAACGCCAAGGUGACGGGGAGGCUCACAGAGAGCGCCUUCACGAGUACCUAGGACGCAGACACCCGCUACACGCACGGGCCAGCACGCCAGAGGAGCAGGCAGAGGUGGCGGUGUUCCUGGCUAGUGAUGGGGCCGGCUUUGUCACAGGCCAGUGUGUCAAGGUGGACGGAGGGAUCACCCUUGGGAAAAGGGAUUAAAAGCGUAAAAGGUCGCUUUCAAGCUUUUUAUUACGGUAUUUGAAAAAGUAUUUUUUGUAAGUGUUUUACGAUGCCCGCAACUGCUUAAAGUAAUAAGAGCGCGCGGGACACAUCAAACAUUUUCACUAUUGUUAGUUGGUAGAAAAUUUUGAAAAUUAUCGAUUUUAGAC
Messenger RNA from Aplysia californica (California sea hare), 1119 nucleotides. Its product is annotated as oxidoreductase asL5. The record is from RefSeq and is a predicted model, not a curated record. Lineage: Eukaryota; Metazoa; Mollusca; Gastropoda; Aplysiida; Aplysiidae. The transcript is spliced from 2 exons. Bases 158 to 949 code for a protein of 263 amino acids.